Molecule: messenger RNA, 928 nt
Organism: Clupea harengus (Atlantic herring)
Lineage: Eukaryota; Metazoa; Chordata; Actinopteri; Clupeiformes; Clupeidae
Gene: cart1
Product: cocaine- and amphetamine-regulated transcript 1
Biological process (GO): G protein-coupled receptor signaling pathway; adult feeding behavior; positive regulation of MAPK cascade
Molecular function (GO): neuropeptide hormone activity
Source: RefSeq, a predicted model, not a curated record
UGACAUUAAAUGUGUCCAUUGAAGUAUUAGCCUACUGGAAUAGUUAUCAGUUAACACUGAGACUUGAGUUGUUUCUAAUUAUUGCAUUUCGGACAGUGAUAUAGCAUUUGUCUAAGUACAGUUGUGUUUGCUCAAGCAAAUGGUGUUUCGGUUUUAUGUAGACAUACCCUUGGCUAUAGGUUGUAACGCACCAAGUGUCAGACGGCUACACUAUGUCAAUAUAAUAAAAAGGGUUAUAAAUAUUAAAGUUAUCCAGAUGAUGUCACCAGCUGUCCCGUUAUAUAAAACGCCAGUGCGAAAUGAUCGCCUAGCUCUACCCUUCCUCUAGACAUCAAACCCCGAGAAGUCCUGCGCCACGCUUACCAACAUGAUCAGCAUACGCUUUCUGUUGCUUGGCUUCACCUGCUGCGCGUGGAUCUCCUGGGUUACCUGCGAGGAUUUUCUCGAAAUUCGUUCAGUUGAAGACUCCAUCAUCAAAACUCAAGAGGAGAAAGAUUUGAUCGACGCACUCCAAGAAGUUCUCGAAAAGCUGAGAAACAAACAAAUGCCAACAACAGAAAAGAAACUGGGCUGGGUUCCGUCGUGCGAUGCUGGGGAGCAGUGUGCCGUUCGCAAGGGCGCGCGCAUUGGAAAGCUGUGCAGUUGCCCGAGAGGAACGUCCUGCAGCUUUAAUGUGCUGAAGUGUUUGUAAAGAUGUUUCGCCUGAAACUGUUACAUUAGUUAAAAUAUUUGUCGUUAUCUAUUUAUUUUAACAACAUGCCAUUAUAUCAUCAUUGAGUUGUGUCCUUUUCCAUCAAGCCUUUUGUGAAACUUUUACUGACACCCAUUUAACCCACCUCAAAAUGACGGUGGAAAUAAAAUGCAUUCUUAUUGGUAAUGUAAAUAUAAAUUAUUGUACUUAAAUAAAAAAUGCAUAUUUGUAUAAAAA